GGGGGGGGGGGGAUUAGUCCCAAAUGUUCACUGGGACCCGGCCGCCAAUGAGGAGGAAGCCCGUUUGGUCAGUGGGAGGAGCCCGGUCUCUCAUCUUGAGCUCAACAUUUAUUCUAACAGGUAGUUUAAAAACCAAACAGGUCCCGAGCAGCAGCUGCACCGACACAUAGUCGCAGACGGAACGAACGAUUCUCUGGUUUUUUUUGUGUGUGUUUUUGUUGUUUUUUUGGAUUAUGCCCGGACGCCUCUCUGCAGCAUGCUGAGCAGGAAGGGCUCUUGCGCGGGGAUGAUGACGGCUGCGGCGGCAGCGGACCGCGGCCGGGUCGGGGAGCGGCUGCAGGCGGCUCUGGCGGGACUGCACGAGCUGCAUCUGCUCAAGGACAGACACAGCGACAUGGUGAGCUGGGCGCUGAAGAUGGACCGCGAGGAGCCGGUGACCUGCGUGCCAGCGGGGCCAGACGAUGCGUGGAUGAUGGGGGCCGAGGAGCUGCGGCUGGAGGCGACGCUCACAUCCCUGAAGCAACAGCUGUCUCGCCUCCGGAAGCAGGACGUCGGCCUGAAGACGCACCUGCAGCAGCUGGACCAGCAGAUCAGCGAGUUGAAGCUCGACGUGAGCAAGGCUUCCAGCGAGCAGCUGGAGAGCGACAGCAGGCCCAGUUCAGGUUUUUACGAGCUCAGCGACGGCGGCUCCUGCUCCCUGUCCAACUCCUGCACCUCCGUGUACAGCGAGUGCCUGUCGUCCUCCCAGACGAGCCUCCUCGUCUGUCCCGUGAGCCCCGCGACCUCCGCCGUCACCCUUUCGUCGCGGGUGGACGUCUGCCGCCGGCGCUCCGCUGACGAGGACGCCACCCAGCCCAGCGCUCCGCGGGCUCCGGGCUUCCAUCUGGGCAGCAGCCGGAUCAGAGCCAGCACUGCCUGUACCGAACAAGCCCGGCAAAGACCUGUAUCAACAGGUGAUCUGGAAAGGGUGAUGGCUCAGGGGCCGAGCUACUGCAAAUCAGCCGAUCCCAAGAAACCCAUGUUGGGCACCAGCCUGAGGACUGCUGCUGUGGAUCCCAGGUUUCAGAGCAACCUGGUGUCCCGCAGCGGCACCGAGGUGUACCACUACCCCAGCCCCCUGCACGCCGUGGCCCUGCAGAGCCCCAUGUUUUACAGCGGAUGUGACCUGGCCUCACCCGACCAUCUAGAGGCACAAGGACCCCCUGUGAGUGAAAGCAGGACCCUGAAUUACAUUGACAAGCUGAUCCAGCGUAGCGUGAGCCGAGUUCUAACGGCCGCAGAGACCCUGCAGACGCACAGUGGCUAUCACAGAAAGGCCACUGAGACUGAAGCCUUGUGUAAAAAAGAGUCGGUGCUGCAGCCUCCUCCAGCCCGGACCACGAACGUCAGUCCAUUAAACGGCGAUGAGAAGAGACGCUGCAUGACGUACUGCAGUCCAGAGCCAGCGGACCACAAGCAGUCGCUGAGAAACCUAGAAUGUCGCUACUCUUAUCCUGUUGCCAUGAGGGAGUACAGCUCUGAUGAGGUCACCACUUCAUCUCUGAAGAAGUCCGAGAAAUACGUCAGCGUGGCCAAAAGUCACCCAGAGAAGAGAUGCGGAAAUGGUCUAGAGUCAAAACCACCAGAGAGGAGGGCGCACAAGCAGAGGUCUGUGGCAGCUCACAGUUCCAGCGCAGAGGAGAGUCAGAGCGUCGAGGUCCAUUCGGGUCACGCGACCUCCCCCGAGUUUGUGCACGCCCAGUUCGUCCCUGCCGGCUCCCGGCGGGUCAAGGUGCGACAGGCCGAUCGUAAAACCAAAGCCGUGAAGCUGAGGAGGAGGAGCGGCGAGAAGACUGGCGCAGCCAAGGGGGAGCAGAGGAGGCCUGCGAAGGGCAGGGGGCUCCACAAGCUGAGCGGCUGCCCCGCGGAGGAGCGCAGGCAGGGCUCGGGCUCAGACUCCAGCCACUGCAGCCCAGGACUCGCACACACGCAGAAGGUCCACCCCAAGAUGCACCCCGUUGCUCCUGCGGCGAGGCCCAGCAAGAGCCGGAGGCCUCAGCACGUGGAGUACCAGCUGCCUGCGGAGCAGAGAAGGAGGAGGCAGGCCUCCGACAAAUGGCCGCCGGAGGUGGAGAUGCUCCAGACCUCCGUUCGGCGUCAGAGGUCUCUGGAGCCGCCCGUUCCGGCACCAGGGAACGCCCACGUGGUCCGGAGCCAGUGGACGAGGCAGCCGCUGCCCUUCCAGAACUCCUUCCUCUACAGCCUGAACGCCAGGUACCCUCCGGCGCCGCUCCGCGCGUCCAGCCGCUACCCGCCGCGCUGCGAGUCCGAGUACUCCGCCGAGUGCGCCUCCCUGUUCCACUCCACCAUCGCCGAGAGCAGCGAGGGCGAGAUGAGCGACAGCACCGCCAACCGCUUCGGCGACGGCGAGUCGGGCCGCAGCUUCCGCUCGCUGUCGGACUCCGACGGCAGCCUGUCCCCGGACGAGUCGGAGGAGCUGGACGUCCGCGGGGGGGAGGGGGGCCUGGUGUGGGCCGACGCCGCCGUGGGCCCCACCGCCGCCGGGAGGACUCCGCAGCAGCUCCCGCGCCCCGAGCCGCCCGCCUGCCGCAUCAAAGCCUCCCGCGCCCUCAAGAAGAAAAUACGGCGGUUCCAGCCUGCUUCCCUGAAGGUCAUGACCCUGGUGUAGCAAUGUGCCCCCAGGCAAAAUGGAAACCUGUUGAAAAAAUACCGUGGGAGCCGCUCAGAUCCAGGAAAAUCUUUCUUUAAUCAUCACGGCGAAGCCACUGCACUAAUUGUUUUAACCUGUUAGACGCGAAACUGUAGAAAAUGGUUCCAUGUGAAACUACGUAUAACACAAUUAUUACACUUAAUUUCUCAAUAUUUAUGUUGCUGUUGUUGCUUUUUAUAUUGCUUGUUGGUGCAUGUAAGCAUUAUAUGAACCUGAGAAAUGAAAGCAGUCUUACAUGUAUUUCAGUUCUUACUGCCAAUCAUUGUUUAUUCGCUGUUAAAUUCUCCAUUUUGCUCAUUGAUAUGACUUUGAUGUUUAUCUUAUUCCAAUAAACUCAUAUUUAAUAUGCA
Molecule: messenger RNA, 3060 nt
Organism: Betta splendens (Siamese fighting fish)
Lineage: Eukaryota; Metazoa; Chordata; Actinopteri; Anabantiformes; Osphronemidae
Gene: dact2
Product: dishevelled-binding antagonist of beta-catenin 2
Exons: 4
Coding region: 257-2668 (803 amino acids)
Biological process (GO): negative regulation of nodal signaling pathway
Cellular component (GO): cytoplasm
Source: RefSeq, a predicted model, not a curated record